AUGGCCAAACCAAUUGUCCUUCACCUGGGUGAUGACAUCCGCUGGAAUCAUGAUCAAUACAAGAAGUUCCAAGACGCCUUUGACAUCCGCCGGUCCUACAGCAUGUCUCGGCCAGAGUUUAUCCGAGCCCUGAAAGAGCGUCAAUUCGGUGAUUUCUUUGCCAUCUACCGCCCAUUUUGGAAUACAGGCGGUGAGAUGGGAAACUGGGAUGAGGAGCUUGUCUCGCUACUACCAAAUUCCUGCAAGAUCUAUGCCAGUGCGGGCGCUGGGUUUGAUUGGGUUGAUACUGCAGCUUUGGCGAAAAAGGGGGUUAUUUACUGCAAUGCUGCAGCAGCCUGCACAGAAUCUGUUGCCGAUGCCGCUAUCUGGCUCAUAAUCUCAACAUUCCGUCUGUUCUCUUGGUCCCACAUCGCCGCACGUACACUGGACGCAGAUGCAUUUGUUGAUGCGAAUCGCAAUCUGGCAAUGGUGUCACACAAUCCCAAUGGACACACGCUUGGUAUCAUUGGAUUUGGUCAGAUCGGACGGCGCACAGCUGAGAAAGCCUUCCUGGCCAUGAAUAUGAAGAUUCAUUAUCAUGACAUCGUGCAAAUGCCUGCACACCUAGAAGCCAUCUCGAAAGCAACAUACCAUAAGAGCAUGGAUAGCCUCCUCGCUGUUUCAGACUGUGUCAUGGUCGCCACACCAUUUAGUGGGGAGACUCUUCUCAAUGCAUCGCUUCUGGCCAAGAUGAAGACUGGUGCUCGACUCAUUAACAUCGCCCGUGGUAAGCUGCUAGACGAGAAAGCUCUUGUUGAUGCACUCCGGAGCGGAAAGCUCGCUGCUGCUGGUUUAGAUGUGCACUAUGAUGAGCCAAAUGUUAGCCCGGAACUUGCUGCUAUGAAGAACGUUGAAAUGAUGUCUCAUAAUGCUGGUGCUUCGGUGGACUCACAUAUCGGGUUUGAGAGGUUGGCUUCGGUCGCGUGCGAUACUCCACGCCAACCAUCAUACCUCAACCCUCCUUCGUCCUUCACCACGCCUGGUGCCACGGCAAUCAUGAGUGGCAACCAGGCCAACAACUGGAUUACUGCUCGCCAGGUCCUUGAGCAGGCAAUCAUCAAUCUCCGGGACUGUAUCGACCACCGGGAGAUCCUGGCAAGCUCGCCCCCGGUCAACCUCGAUGAGUUCGAGGACUUGAGCACCCACAUCUGGGAGACCCGGGUGGAGCUUGCCCAGCAGAUCCGGCGCUUCGGGGACGCCCGAAGCGCCGCCAUGCUGGUCAACUUCUACCACCGGUUGAUCGGCACAAUGCCCAAUAACGAGGGGCGCAUCCCCUGA
This is a messenger RNA of Penicillium griseofulvum, 1317 nucleotides long. RefSeq names its product D-mandelate dehydrogenase-like dehydrogenase. The coding region runs from base 1 to 1317 and encodes 438 amino acids. NCBI's taxonomy places the organism in Eukaryota, Fungi, Ascomycota, Eurotiomycetes, Eurotiales, Aspergillaceae. Gene Ontology annotation, molecular function: NAD binding; glyoxylate reductase (NADPH) activity; hydroxypyruvate reductase [NAD(P)H] activity. Gene Ontology annotation, cellular component: cytosol. The transcript has 4 exons. The record is from RefSeq and is a predicted model, not a curated record.